AUGCAAGAUCUGCGUAAUGACAAGACCAAGCAGAUCUACGUUAUCGCCACUGAGAUCGAGUACGUCACCGAUAUUCGGUCGGCACAAGUGUUUGCUGAGAACGAACGGUUCUCCUAA
Molecule: messenger RNA, 117 nt
Organism: Peronospora matthiolae
Lineage: Eukaryota; Oomycota; Peronosporomycetes; Peronosporales; Peronosporaceae
Source: the annotation of a GenBank genome assembly